Quercus robur (English oak) is the source of this 954-nucleotide messenger RNA. RefSeq lists its product as uncharacterized. The coding region runs from base 1 to 954 and encodes 317 amino acids. NCBI's taxonomy places the organism in Eukaryota, Viridiplantae, Streptophyta, Magnoliopsida, Fagales, Fagaceae. The record is from RefSeq and is a predicted model, not a curated record. The transcript is spliced from 2 exons.
AUGGCAGGUGACCCCUCGAAACGUAAUCAGAAUCUGUAUUGCGCGUACCACCAAGAGCCAGGCCACACCACCGAUGAUUGCAGGAAUCUGAAAAACCAUUUGGACCGGCUUGUCCGAGAAGGGAAGUUGAGGCAUCUGUUGCAUCGCCCUGAAGGAUGGCGGGAACAGUCAAAUAUCGAAACCAGACAAAGUACAUUGAGGCCACCCAUUGACACAAUAAAUGUCAUUCUUGCCGCACCUGGAAGGACCGGUUCCAGCCCUUUCAGAGUAAUGUCAGUGGGCAGGUUCUCAACUGAGCCGGACGACAGGGAAUCCAAGAGAGCCAGAGUGAUUGCCACGCCCUUAAUCGGGUUCUCGGAGGAGGACAAACAAGGAACCCUUCAACCCCACGAUGAUGCCCUAGUCGUCACGCUCAGAAUUGGAGGUUAUGACGUGAAAAGGGUGUUGGUUGAUCAAGGCAGCGCCGUGGAAGUAAUGUACCCUGACUUGUAUAAAGAAUUGAACUUGAAGCCAGAAGACCUGUCGCCAUACGACUCCCCUUUGGUCAGCUUUGAAGGAAAAACUGUCACCCCGAAAGGCAUGAUUAGGCUGCCUGUGCAAACAGACUUGGACGUGGUGGAGGUGAACUUCAUUGUGGUAGACGCGUACUCCCCUUACACAGCUAUCGUGGCCCGACCAUGGCUUCAUGCACUAGGUGCUAUGCCAUCAACCUUGCACCAAAAAGUGAAGUAUCCGUCAGGAGGUCAAAGUGCCGACUACACGGGCAGAAUUGCAAAAUGGGGAACGAUCCUGGGCGCCUUUGACAUUAGGUACAUGCCUCGCACUGCUGUGAAGGGUCAGGUCCUCGCAGAUUUAGUAGCCGAAUUUGCGGAGCCCAUACUAGAAGGAGGGGGAGGGUCACUGAACCCAGACGGGAAACUGAUAAGUGCAAUCACUCAGCAAGAGCCCAGCUAG